AUGAACAGAACUCGCCCCCUCCUCGCCAUUCUAUCUCUCCUCUUCCUCGCCAUCUCCCUCGUCCUCCUCUGGUUCGUCAUCCUUUCGGGAAUCACCCGGACCUCACCCCUACGACAAACUUAUUUCCUCCGCGCCGACACCAGCGGCAUCAGCGGCGCCCGCGCUGUCUCGCAAUGGACCUAUUUCAAGGUGUGCGGUCUCAACAACCGGGACUGCGGUCCCGCGCGUCCUGCUCUCCCUCUCGGUGAUGCCUGGGACAGCUACCCUUCCGGUGCCCCCGAUGGGCUCACUGGAAAAUAUGGUGGACACACGACCAGCCACUACUUUUGGUACAUGUGGCGUUUCGGCUGGGUGUUCUUCCUCAUGGCGCUCUUCUUCGAGACUUUGGCCUUCUUCUCGGGCUUCUUGGCUUGCUUGGGACGCAUUGGCGCUCUGGUUUCGGCAAUGAUGGCUUCGUUGGCGUUGGUUAUGUUGAGUGUUGCUGUUUCUUUGAUGACCGCUACCUUCGUCAAGAUGCGCAACCACUUCACCCGCGACGGCCGCGACGCCCACCUGGGCCGCUAUGCCUUCGGCUUCUCCUGGGGUUCCUGGGCUGCGCUCGCCAUCAGCACCGUUCUGUUCCUUCUCGCCAUGCUCCAGCGCGACAAGAACCGCUACAACAACCACCGCUCCACUUAUGCCACCGACGGUCACGAUCGCGUUGUUGCCGACGGCCCCGCGACCACGGGCACCGGUGGGAGAAGAGGGUUCUUUGGUGGCUGGGGCCGCCGCAGCAACAGUGGCAAGUCCUACGACGGACGGAGGGUUAAGGAUGAUUACUAA
Messenger RNA from Sordaria macrospora k-hell, 822 nucleotides. NCBI's taxonomy places the organism in Eukaryota, Fungi, Ascomycota, Sordariomycetes, Sordariales, Sordariaceae. The record is from RefSeq and is a predicted model, not a curated record.